Megalops cyprinoides (Indo-Pacific tarpon) is the source of this 3451-nucleotide messenger RNA. Its product is annotated as desmoglein-2-like. The record is from RefSeq and is a predicted model, not a curated record. Gene Ontology annotation, cellular component: plasma membrane; desmosome. Lineage: Eukaryota; Metazoa; Chordata; Actinopteri; Elopiformes; Megalopidae. Gene Ontology annotation, biological process: homophilic cell-cell adhesion. The transcript has 14 exons. Bases 79 to 3366 code for a protein of 1095 amino acids. Gene Ontology annotation, molecular function: calcium ion binding.
GUACCUACUAGACAUAGCCUAUCUACAAGACAAAAACACACUGACAGUUUUCGCAUUCGGGAAAGGGACUACCGGAGUAUGCCCAACACACGCACAAUGGUUCAAGUUCCUUUUGCUGGUGUUUUUUUGCUUCUGCUGUAUUUCUUAACGGUUUCUGUGGUGGAUGCCGGAGAGCAGACAGAGUUGAGGAGACAAAAGAGGGAAUGGCUCUUACCUCCAGAGAGACUGACUGAAAAUGAUGAUCACACGCAGAAAGACUUCAUCGCUAAAAUUCGGUCUGAUGAGGAAGUCAGGACUUUGAUCGAGUACUCUCUGACUGGAAAAGGGGCAGAUGAACCACCUGUUGGUGUGUUUACUGUCAAUCGCCAAAAUGGCAAAGUCCGAGUUACAAGAAUUCUAGACAGAGAGGAAAUCCCAUUCUACCAUCUGAAAGGUGUGGCAAUGUUCAGGAAUAAUACCCGUGCAGAGAAGGACAUUGACCUUCGCAUUUUUGUGGUGGAUCAAAAUGACAAUGAUCCGGUAUUUUCUUUUGAGCAACACGGAGAGGUCAAUGAAUCGAGUCAAGCAGCCACUUUGGUGAUGACUGUAACUGCCACAGACGCUGAUGACCCACAAACGCCUAAUGCACAGAUUGCUUACAGUAUCGUGGGGCAGAAACCAGGUGGACAAAAUAUGUUCUACAUUAACCAGAAAACUGGCCAAAUUUACGUCCAAAUGAACACUCUGGACAGAGAAAUUCAAAGUUCCUACACGUUGAUAAUUAAAGGCACAGACAUGAAUGGUGCUCCAGGAGGCAGAACCGGGACGGGAUCAGUUGUGAUCGACAUACUGGAUGUCAACGACAACUAUCCUACUAUGGAGAAAUCUCACUACGAAGGAACCGUUGAGGAGAACACGGCCAAUGUGGAAGUUAUGCGGAUCAAAGCCUUAGACGCUGACUUGGAGUAUACAGUCAACUGGCUGGCGCAUUUUAUUAUUAUUUCGGGAAACGAAGAAGGAUACUUCAGCAUCAAGACUGAUGAAAAGACCAACGAGGGGAUUGUGAUAUUAAUGAAGGCCCUGGAUUACGAACAGAUUCAAGAGAUCAAUCUCAAAGGGAGUGUGAACAACAAAGCACCCUACCACCCAAGCAUACCUGAAGAUAGGGACAUCAGAAACUUCUCCAUCAGGGUCAAAGUCCAGAACCAACUAGAAGGUGUACAAUUCAUACCAGCAGUGAAAACCAUCAACAUUUCUGAGCACAGUGUGAAGGUGGUUUUGAAUAAAGUCAUCACGAGAUUCACAGCCAUUGAUAAAGACACGUUAAAGACUGUUCAAAAUGCCAGGUAUGUAAAAGGCGAUGACCCCGGUAACUGGCUGAUUAUUGAUGAGGAAACCGGAGACAUUAAACUCAACAAACUGCCCGACAGGGAGUCCAAAUUGUUGGUUAACGGAGUAUACAAAGCAACAAUAAUUUGCUUCAAAAAAGAUCUGCCAUCAAUGUCUACCACUGGUACUGUGUUCAUCCACGUGGAGGACUUCAACGAUCACUGUCCCACACUCACCAGCACUUCCCAGAGCACCUGCGCCUCGAACCCAGUCAUGUACGUCACUGCAGUGGACGAGGACGCCGCCCCCAACGGGGCUCCAUUUACCUUCACUGUUUUGCCUGAAGGCACAAAAGGGAAAUGGGUUAUGGAGAAAAAAAAUGACACCACUGCAAUCCUAAGACCCCAUGACCACCUCUGGCCCGGCAGCUAUCGAGUGGCAGUUGAAAUAAAAGACCAGCAGGGGAAGGCGUGUCUCGACGAACAGGUGCUGGAUGUGAUGGUCUGCACCUGCGAAGAUGGUGAGGGCGUGGUAGCGUGCGGAAACAGAGAAACGCCCUCAGCCGUCUUUGGAGCCCCAGGGCUGGGCCUGCUGCUGCUGGGUCUACUGCUGCUACUGUUGGUGCCCCUCCUGUUGCUGUUCUGUACCUGUGGAGGUGAAGGAAUUCGAACCAUGCCUUAUGACACAAAACAAUAUCUGAUUGAAUACCACACAGAAGGACAGGGGGAAGACACAGAACCUCCACUUCUUAAUAUGCCAGUGGAGGUUGAUGGCCCUUGUAAUACUAUUAUCAGUGGAACUGUAGGGAACCUUGGGGUGAAGGAGGGUUAUGGGGGGGCAGGUGGAGGUGGCAGGUGGAGCAGGGGGCAGGUGGAGGUGGCAGAUGGAGCAGGGGUUGGGGCAGGCAUAACUGUUAAAACGUCACAAGAUACGUGGGCAGGUCACAGUGAACAUGUUAAAUGGUUACAAAGUAUAUGGGGAGGUCACGGUGGAAGUUUUAAAAUAUCACAGUAUAAGACACCAGGUUACAGUGAAUGGGUUGGAGGAGACAGGAAAAACGUUUUCAUACACUCAAGAGCUGAAGGGGCCUGUGAUGGAAUUGCUCUCCCAGAUGUGCUUUUGGAAGAGUACUACUCACAGAAAGCAAGCUUUGCACAACAGUCCGACUCCAAUAAAGACGGAUUGCUGGUCUACAACGAUGAGGGACAAGAGUCUCCCGUGGGAUCGGUAGGGUGCUGCAGCCUCCUUGAAGAAGACAAUGACCUGGAGUUCCUGAACGACUUGGGCCCCAAGUUCAAAACCCUGGCUGAGAUCUGCAGGGGGUCGAUGGUAGAGUCGCAGGUUUCCUUCAGCCCCCCUGUGCCUAAGGUGGACUUUGGCGCCAUGUCGCCAACCCACGCCGAGGUCAGUUCAGUAAGCUUGCUGGCCGCCAGCAAGCUCAGUGUGGCCCAUGCAUCCCAGUCAACGCACAUGCAAGAGACCGUUGUCACAGGGAGGGGUUCUCCUGCCCCCUCUGUGCCCGGCGUACGCAUCAGUGAGAACGUGGUGGUCCCGAAUCAAACAUACCUGAUUCAGCCGCAGCCUGUGUACCUCGCCACUGCGCCGGUCCUGCAGGCUCAACGCACUGUGCUGGUGUCCGAGAGGCCCAGCCUGCAGGGCUUGUACGUGGUGAGCGACGUCCCUCACCCAGAGGGCAUGGUCAUCAAGGAAGAGAGGGUCGGCGGCGUGAACGUGGGGGAGAACGUGGUGCUGGUGGAGCGGAAGAUGGGAUCAGCCCACGUGGUGCGAGAGGGGGAGGCCGGGCUGAACCAAGGCCUUCUGCAAGUGGGGAGUCUGCCCAGGUCUCAGAACGUGCUGGUCGUGGAGAGGCAGGUGAUUAAGGAAGGCCAGUCAGGGCCUGCACACGGGUCCCUCCAGAGAGGCACCCUUUCAAAAUCAUGGGACUUACUGAGUAACACCAUGGAGAACCGGCAGGUGCUACAUGAAGGUGUGGUGGAGUUAAGCAGAGAGUCCUUCCAGGCAUAUGAACUUUCUACCCCCUCAAGUGAAGACAUCUGAGAGGGGAGCAUCUCUGCAGUCUCUGGGUUACAAAGUGGAGCAGUGGAGCUCCAUGUGGCAGCGCCACCACAUGGUCACAGGUGGC